UGCGUUGCCGGCCUUUGAGAUGCUUUUCGUAUGCAGCGGUGCGUGGGCAUUCUUUUUCGUCUUAGGUUUGAAUCUUGGAGCCCCCACUGUUUAUAUUCCCCAGCUCAGACGUGAAUCUAACAAUACUGUAGUCAGCGAUGAAAUGGCCUCAUGGUUAUGUUCAGCAUCAGGAUUUUCUGCAAUACCCUGUUUAUUUAUAAUAACAUUUCUCACAAAAUAUUACGGUCGUAAGGUAAUAUUUAUCAUUGGUAAUAUAGAUUUAUUGAUAUCUUUAUUAAUAUUCUAUUUCAGUAAAACUCCUAUACAAAUAUUAAUCAGUCAUAUUACCAUUGGUUUUGGUUACGCUGCAUGUUUUAGUAAUAAUAUAUUAAUAGUUACCGAAUAUAUUAAUCCUAAAUAUCGCGGUGUAUUCUUAGCGGUGAAAUCGACGUCCGUCGUGUCCGGUGUCUGGGCAGCGAAUGCUAUCGGUACAUUUUUAAAUUGGAGGUACAUACCUAUUUUUGGUUUGUUGUUAACUUGUUUCGCGUUCACAUCAUUCUUUUGGCCUGAAUCACCAUAUUGGUUGGUAAAUAAAGGGCGAUUUGAUGAAUUUAAGAAAUCAUACAUUUGGUUAAACGGGACCAGUAAUAAUGUGUUAAAAGAAAUCGAUAAUUUAAUUGUUUACGAAAGACAUAAUGUUAAAUGUAAAUUAAAUUUUAAUACAAUUAAAAUGGUGGAGUUUUAUAAACCUAUUUUAAUAUCAUUUCUACUUAUGAUACAAUAUCAUUGUUCUGGGAAAUUUAUUUUUAGUAUUUACGCUUUGGAUAUUAUAAAAAAAAUAACAAACAGUGAAACAACCGCGUAUACAGGAAUGUUAAUAUUAGAUGGAAUAACUAUAUUAGGUAUGUAUACAGGGUGUUUUUUAUCUAAAAUAUUAAAAAGACGUAUUUUAUAUUUAUGGUCUUCGUUCUUUUUCCAUUUCAAUUAG
This is a messenger RNA of Papilio xuthus (Asian swallowtail), 967 nucleotides long. Its product is annotated as facilitated trehalose transporter Tret1-like. Gene Ontology annotation, molecular function: transmembrane transporter activity. The record is from RefSeq and is a predicted model, not a curated record. The coding region runs from base 20 to 967 and encodes 315 amino acids. Lineage: Eukaryota; Metazoa; Arthropoda; Insecta; Lepidoptera; Papilionidae. Gene Ontology annotation, biological process: transmembrane transport. Gene Ontology annotation, cellular component: membrane. The transcript is spliced from 4 exons.